ACGAAGACGGUACCACGCAUGCGCACAGGAGGGGGAGAGAAAAAAAAAAAGCCAAAGCGUCACGGAGCGGUGCAGCAGCAGUGUAUGUGUGUGUGUCCUCAUCACGAAGAGAGAGAGUGAACGGGAAGCAGCACCUCCGCCUUUUCCAUCCAACAUCUUCUCAGAACUCGAGUGGGAACGCGCUCAACUACACCUAGUCCGUACUCCCCCCCUCUUCUUCCUCCUCUUCAAAAUGUCCGUGGGCAGUGACUUUGGGAAUCCUUUAAGAAAAUUCAAACUCGUCUUUCUCGGGGAGCAGAGUGUUGGAAAGACGUCUUUGAUCACACGGUUCAUGUAUGACAGCUUUGACAACACAUAUCAGGCCACAAUUGGAAUCGACUUCCUGUCGAAAACCAUGUACUUGGAAGAUCGAACGCCUCCUCAGCUUUCACUCUCUGAACCCCAGGUGAGGUUGCAACUCUGGGACACAGCAGGACAAGAGCGCUUCAGGAGCCUCAUCCCCAGCUAUAUACGGGACUCCACCGUGGCCGUGGUGGUCUACGACAUCACAAAUGUCAAUUCUUUCCAGCAGACAUCAAAAUGGAUCGAUGAUGUGAGAACGGAGCGAGGCAGUGAUGUCAUAAUCAUGCUUGUUGGCAAUAAAACAGACUUGGCAGACAAGAGGCAAAUCACAAUCGAGGAAGGCGAACAGAGGGCUAAAGAGCUGAGCGUCAUGUUCAUAGAGACCAGUGCCAAGACAGGUUACAACGUCAAACAGCUGUUUCGGCGUGUAGCUGCUGCCCUUCCAGGGAUGGAAAGCAUGCAAGAAACCAGCAAAGAAGGGAUGAUUGACAUCAAGUUGGACAAACCGCAGGAGCCCCCGACCACUGAGGGCGGCUGUUCCUGUUAAUGCUCUGCACCCAUCCUGAGGGGGAAAAAAAGAAAACAUCAUUUACACCACAUGCUUGUUUUGUUGCUUCCUAUUGGUUAACCGCAGUUGACUUUGCACGUUGCGAAUCUGGCCUCCUCACCUGACGACUGGUCAUCGGUUGGAGUGAGCAGUGUGUGGGUUUGGUUCGAAAGUAGCCUGGUUUUAUUAACAAAACUGCCAAGUUUAAAAAAAAAAGAAAAAGAAAAGAAAAAUCCUACAACUUGCUAAAAAAGGAUGUUUGUGGAGGAGAGAACACCAAGUUGCUUUAUGUGUACAUUUUUUAAAGAGUUUCCCCAGUUUCUUUUCUAUUUUUGUAUUCAGGGAAAUCUCUCCGGAAAAGAGUCAUUCCAUAAAAAUCAGUCGAUGCCUCCCACCUGGCCCCCUGUGCUUUUUUCUUUUAAGUGUAGAAUAACAUUAGUGUUUAAGUGUUAGUUUAGUGUUACAAUAGCAUUAGUGUUUAACACAUACUAUGAAUAUUUUCUGAGUUACAGACCCCUAAAGUACAUUUUUUAUUUCACCUUACUGAUUUCUGUCUGUUAUAAAAGUUCAGGAGAUGAAAAAAGCAAAUCAGUGUUAGGCUGUCAACAUGAUAGGAUCUGUAGAGUGACAGAAAUAUCAUUGGUAUUUCUAGUAAUUCAGUGGAGAAAUUAAAACAAAAAAAAAAGUGAGAUAUGUGGCUGAUCCAAAUAAGUUAUAGCAUCUGAAAUGUGACUUACAUUUUGAUCUUCUUGUUGUGAGUCCUCCUGUGAUAACACGCUUGAAUGUGGCUUAUGAAACAACAGUGGUGUUGUUAUGUUCUGUGAAAUGGGUUAAACAUGUCAGCCUAUGUAAGCCUGAAAAUAUUCAUAGUCUGAAGGUAGAACUCUGCAUGACUUCAGUAAAUAUCUUGAAGUUACUGUACAUACACAACGUGCUGACUCUGAGGGAGCCAGGUGGGAACUUUUUAAGAUUUUGUUGAUUUAUUUUUUUGUUGUUUUUCUUUUUCUUUGUUUUCUUUUUUGUUUUUUAUGGAAUGACCCAACAAGCUCUGUGUAUGAGAGCUGGACAAGAGACGGUAGGCUUGGAUAUAUUUUUAUGGAUGCCACUGCUGUUAUGGGCAAAUGCAGAAAUCCCCCAAACUGCAACCACUGAAAACUUGUGUAACUCCUAAUAGACCUUUUUUUCCAACUUCCCCUCUGCCCAUAACUCAGGUGGGAUCCAUAACUUGGUGUUUGAGUCAUUACAGGACAAAGCGAACUUCUCGAGUAUCUAAUGCAUGCCUAGUUUUUAAGCAUAGGUACUGUUUACCCGUGUACACAAGUUUGAAUAUGUAAAUGGUAACAUUACACCCCUGACUCAAUGCACUCGGAUGACGACUAGUCCAAGUCUUUUUUUUUCUGUCUGUUUGUUUACGAACUGGAUUUGUAUACUUGACUACAGGAUAUGUUUUUGUCGUGUGUGUGUGUGUGCGUGCGUGUGUGUGGGUGUAAACGUGUGCUUUCUGCAUCGGCAACGUUAGAAUGCAGUCACAUAGAGGGCCACUGACAAGUCGCAUCAUCCUCGCCACAUUACGGCAACUUCGGGGUCACCGUUUUCACCUGUCAGCUGCUGUUGCAUUGUGUGGUAUCUUGGUGUUUGUGAUUAUGAUGCACAUACAGUGUACUUACUGUAAGCGAGCAGCGGAGGAUCAAAGCCCUCGCCUUGGGUCACAGAGGACAGGCUAAAGUUCCCUGAUGACCGGUUCUGUGUUCAAACCGACCUUUAACAUUGUAAAUCAGUUUCAUUCCUGACAAUAGACUAAUUUGCACAUGUAGACCUUUCAGGUUAAUAUGAAGUUAUGAGAAGCUUCAUGGUAAAUGUACAGUCACUUAAUUCAAAGACAUUUCUGAUUGUCAUAGAAACUGUCGUUUCGUGUUCCCACUGAGAUGAGGUUUUUUUGUUGUUGUUGUUGUUGUUUUUUAUGUUUGUAGUAUGAGGAUCCAUUUGUGCCAUAAUUAUGUUCACACAAAGACACACUAAGCAUUUGUCAGCUGUGUUUGCAAUGCAUGCAGUGCAAACAGGCUUCCAACAGAAUCUUGAGGCAAAUGAUUGCAGUGAUUCUGUCGAGCGUGACUGUGAAGCGACGUAAAAACUGCUGUCGGUAUGAUGGUGAAAAACCAACCAUGGACAGACGUUGACUCUGGCUUCUCAUAAAAUAAAGAUGCAGUCAGACUGUCUCUUAUACUAAUAUAAGAUGAUCCAUAGUCCAGUGAUGAGGUGAGGUUGCGUCUCUUUCAUUUGUUUUUUUGAUCAAAGUCUAGAGCAAAGUCAACUGAUGAUUAUUCAGUGCCAAAAGUCUGCUGAAGUUCUAUAACCUCACCUGAUCAUUAUUUUUCCAUCAUUUAUGCUACAGAGCUGGCUUUUUAAAAGAUUUUACUGUGUUACAUGUCAAAAUGCUCUUCCCUAACAGCUCAGACUCACUUAGUAUUUAAUUCAGUUCAGGCACAGCCGACUGAGCGAGAGCCCUUCGGUCAACUAGGUGUCUGUGCAGACGAAGAAAAAGUCAAAAGGUUUCCCUGGAUGAAGGAUCCCUAGCUUUUGUCUGGAGAUCUCUUUUAAUUUUUCUGCUUUGAAAGCACCCAACAGUUGGUGCUCCUUUACACGCCUGUGGCUGCAGUGCAGGUUUCAAGUUUCGAGUUUUAUUGUCAUAUAAAGGAAUGGAAAAAUCAUAACCAGCAAUGAAUGCCCUGUACUUAGAGGCACACGAGUCCGAUGCCCACCCUGCAGCCGAGGUGGGUCAGCAGAGAUCUGCUGCUGUUGGGCAAAAACACCCACUAGUCUGGGACUGACUCUGCUCCAGAUGAUGCCAUGACGUCAUGUGUCUUUCUAUUUAUUUUAUCCCUUGUAAUAAGUAUAAAUCCUAUAUUGGAUGAGGCUCUCGUCUUUUUUAAGUGCUGCUCUGCUUGUCUCUCGUUUUUGUGAACAGACAUGAAAGUUUAAAAAACGCGGCCAGUUUUUUCAAAUCCGGUAAAACGAGCAGGGCGACUUUUCGGGCAUGUUUUGGCCACAUAGACAGCAGCCGUACAAAUGUAAUUUUGACACCAGUGGAUCCUCAUACUAGCACCUAAACUGACUGCUGCCGUUUGUAUGAUGCAAGGUUGCAAACGGCUCUUAAAAAUGUCCAGAGUCGUAGGAUUACGUGGCGGUUGUGAAGUCAGUCAGAACACUACUUUGACUUGUCUUUGAGGUGAAAUCUUUCCUGCACUUUUUAAGAACAUGUUUUAGAUUUAGAGUGACGAUGUUGAUGUUUUAGAAACAUGGUUAAAAAAUAAUAAUAUUUACUGUGUCUUAGAGUAGAAUCAAACAUGUAGGAAUUGUUCACGUUCACACAAAAAAAAACCACACAAAAAAAUAAAUGGGGGAGCACUCUGGUGAAAGCUAGUGAACCUUUCUAACCCACAUAAUGAGCCAAAUAAUAAGACUAGUGAGAGACGGGAUUGGUCAAAUAUGAUGGGAGAUCUGGACUGGAACAUACUGUUUUGCAGGUUGGAUUUUAAGUUUGAAUCCCUCAAAAUGAAAGUCUUGUAAUGUUUACUCUCUUUGUGUUGCUGCCUCGUGAGGAGGGAGGUAUUUAUGUUUCAAAUCACAGCAAAAUGAUUGAUCAUUACACACUCACACACUCGUAUUUAUUCCCCUUCGAUAUAAAAGUCCACCUUUGUUUCGUUGUUUCCUGUUAACAUUUCUCCUGAAAUGGACCAAGUGAUGCAGCAGAUGUCUUGUUGGGGGAGGCGUUGUGUGUUUGAGGAUGUGGGGGGGGGGAAGCCCUGUGCUCUGGCUUUCCAUUCACACUGUACAGAAAUCUAGCAUGUCUCUCCAAAUGAUUAAUAAAGAUGUCUUAUUACCAAAGUCA
Pundamilia nyererei is the source of this 4778-nucleotide messenger RNA. It is a transcript of the gene rab6ba, whose product is annotated as RAB6B, member RAS oncogene family a. The record is from RefSeq and is a predicted model, not a curated record. Lineage: Eukaryota; Metazoa; Chordata; Actinopteri; Cichliformes; Cichlidae. Gene Ontology annotation, molecular function: GTPase activity; GTP binding. Bases 233 to 889 code for a protein of 218 amino acids. The transcript is spliced from 8 exons.